AUGCCGACGAGCCUAAGAAAGGAAUUAGAGACUGGAGGACUGGCCUAUCCUGAACUAUUACGCAUCAGUUUAGAUGUAGCCUGUGCUCUCAAUUACCUUCAUCUCUUCAAGCCUCAUCCUAUACUACAUAGAGAUGUCAGCAGUGCUAAUGUACUCCUUCAACCAAUGGGAGGUGGACUUGGAGGAUGGAGGGCUAAAGUAUCUGAUUACGGUACAGUUAGUCUCCAACCUCUUGCUAGAACAUGCAAUCCUGGUAAUCCUGUCUAUUCAGCUCCAGAGUCUCCCUACCCAAGGCAGCACUCUCCUUCAAUGGAUGUCUUCAGUUAUGGUGUCCUCCUUAUUGAGAUGGCUCUUUGUGAGUUCCCAGAGGAAGAGAAGAGUCUGAGAGAGGCUCAGAUUAAAGCUAUCAAGAGGCCAACAUUGAAGAACCUCAUUGAACGUUGUCUGAUAGAGAACUACAAACAGCGUCCAACAAUGUCUGACAUUAUAAAAGAACUAAACGAAAGUAUUUAG
Amphimedon queenslandica is the source of this 513-nucleotide messenger RNA. Its product is annotated as wall-associated receptor kinase-like 1. Gene Ontology annotation, biological process: protein phosphorylation; necroptotic signaling pathway. The record is from RefSeq and is a predicted model, not a curated record. NCBI's taxonomy places the organism in Eukaryota, Metazoa, Porifera, Demospongiae, Haplosclerida, Niphatidae. The transcript has a single exon. Gene Ontology annotation, molecular function: ATP binding; protein kinase activity. The coding region runs from base 1 to 513 and encodes 170 amino acids.